Molecule: messenger RNA, 383 nt
Organism: Suncus etruscus (white-toothed pygmy shrew)
Lineage: Eukaryota; Metazoa; Chordata; Mammalia; Eulipotyphla; Soricidae
Gene: CHCHD7
Product: coiled-coil-helix-coiled-coil-helix domain containing 7
Exons: 3
Coding region: 91-348 (85 amino acids)
Source: RefSeq, a predicted model, not a curated record
CCAGUUUUAGUGGGUUAAUGAGAUUGACUGGUUUUCUGCCAUCCACUGUAUCUCUUUCUCCACUUUCCCAGCAGUGAGAAGACAGAAGGGAUGCCCCUGGCAGCACGAAGACUGAGAGACCCUGACCUCAACCCAUGCUUGUCGGAAUCUGACGCUUCCACCAGAUGCAUGAAUGAAAACAACUACAGCAAAGAAAGGUGCUCUGCUUACUUCCUGAAGUACAAAAACUGCCGAAAAUUCUGGAAUUCUAUCAUGAUCCAAAGAAGACAGAAUGGAGUGAAGCCACCUAUGCCUACAGCUGCUGAGAGAGAUGAAAUCUUGGGAGCCAUGGGGGAAAUGCCUUAUUAAUUAAGUUGCAUUAAACUUAUGUAUAUAACAUAGAA